AUGCGGGUCUAUUCGCUUAUACUUCUCUGUUUCAUUACUUUUGUCUAUGGACAAGAAAAAGCUGAAGUGGAUAUACGAGUUUCAGGAGCAUGCUCUCCAAUUUACUUGUCAAGAAAGGGAAUCGACAUCAACAAAUACCGGCCGAGUAUACGCUUCAACCCAGACAAAAUCCAACUAAUUCCAAAGAACCCAGUUAUUCCAGGAUGUAUCAAAAUCAAAGCAGAGGGUGUUGAGAUUACGAGACCAACCAAGAACUUGAUUGCUGAAGUUGAGAUGAGAAUCGGAGGAACUCCAGAUCCAAACAAUCCAUCCCUCCCUUGUUCAAAGAAAAUUGAUGAGAAAGUGAAUCAGUGUCCAUGCGCUAAAUUAGAGGGAUCUUGUGUCUUCUGUGAUUUCUGCAAACAACUCAAAGCCCAAUCGUCUAAAAUCACUGCUAGCAAGCUUAGCAGACCCGAACACAAACUGAUCGAUGAGGAUUGCAAAUGUGGUGACAUGCAACCAGGACUUUACGACAUUGAAACUGAGAUGUGCACCCCAGAGAUGGAUGACUUCAAAGAUUACAUCCCACCAGAGAUUCAAAACAAUAUUCUUGAGAAAAGACCUAUUUCAAUGUUCAUUACGGUCUACUUGAUGGAUAUGGAACCAAGAUCUUCAAAGGAAUCUUACUUGUCAGCAUUCGGAAAAGCUAUCCUUCAAAGAAGAAUGGCACAAAGCACAGUGGCCUGCUUCUUAUUGGGAAUUGACGUCAAACUUGCCCUUCCGUCCUUUGAUUGA
Caenorhabditis remanei is the source of this 774-nucleotide messenger RNA. RefSeq lists its product as uncharacterized. The transcript is spliced from 6 exons. The record is from RefSeq and is a predicted model, not a curated record. Bases 1 to 774 code for a protein of 257 amino acids. Lineage: Eukaryota; Metazoa; Nematoda; Chromadorea; Rhabditida; Rhabditidae.